This is a messenger RNA of Dreissena polymorpha, 2716 nucleotides long. RefSeq lists its product as uncharacterized. Gene Ontology annotation, molecular function: mannosyltransferase activity. The transcript has 3 exons. Lineage: Eukaryota; Metazoa; Mollusca; Bivalvia; Myida; Dreissenidae. The record is from RefSeq and is a predicted model, not a curated record. Gene Ontology annotation, biological process: mannosyl-inositol phosphorylceramide biosynthetic process. The coding region runs from base 267 to 1313 and encodes 348 amino acids.
CCGCACUCUAUGCAUCAAGUUUAUUUAUAGGCUAAAAUUGUGUGUUGAAUACAUUCUGUAAACGCAUAGUGAAAGCAAGGACCAAUACACUGAAUGUGCUCUAAUACGGAGUAUAUUUGCUUAAUUCGGAUUAAAUUGUUAUGAGUUAAAUUAACGUAAUGUGUGUGAUUAAAUAUCCUGAAUGUUUACAUAUUGGGAUAAACUAGCAGAGCAUUCCAUUGUCCCUCCCACAAUGCAACAGUUCUCGCGCUAAGUUCCGCCUUCUGAUGACUGUGAGAGUGAAGCGACGGUUUGUGGUGGGCGGAUGUCUGGCCGUGGCCUUGCUGCUCGUCGGUGUCAAGCUUUUCCUUGGCGUUGGCGACGAGAUAAUAAUUCCCGGUUAUGACCAGUUGGACUUAAACGAGUUUCCGGAUCCGGGUAUUUACGAGGCUGAGGAUUUCCCGAGCGAUGGACCCAGCAAGGUGGAGAAGAUUAUUCAUCAGACGUGGAAAACUACCGAAAUUCCGGCACGUUACGUCGACUGGAUGAAGUCAUGGUCGCGAAAUCAUCCGGACUGGACUUACAUGUUCUGGACGGACGAAUCUGCGCGCGCAUUGAUCGCAGACAAGUACCCACAGGUGCUUCCGGCGUACGACGGGUAUCUGGAAAACAUCCGGCGGGCAGACGCCAUGCGGUACGCGAUCCUGCAUGAAUAUGGCGGGGUGUACGCGGAUCUCGAUAUGGAAAGUUUACAGCCACUUGACCCAAUCAUAAGAAAAUACUCGUGCGUUUUACCACAGGAACCCUACGAACACCCUAUAAUAGAUUCUAACUUCGAGCAUUUAGUGAUCAACGCUUUGAUGAUCUGCAGUAAGGGGCAUCCACUGAUGAAGAAAUUCCUCGACAACAUUCCGAAAUUUGCACAUAUGUGGCACGUGUUAGACAGCACCGGUCCGCAUUACAUUACUCUACUUUAUAGGCAAUAUUUAAUCGAUAAUAACAUAGAGGCCGGUAAAACGAAUGGAGUUUACCUGGCGCCUGCGGAGUACUUCUUUCCCACGAUCGAUCCUGUCAAAUUCCCGUACAUGCGGGAUCGGUGUUACAAACAAUUCGCGGAAAUGUCGCAUUUGCAGAAGACUGCGUGUGUUUCAUUGAAGCGGCGCGGGUUGGAAAGAAAACCCUACCCGUUUUCGUUCACUGUCCAUCAUUGGAUACAUACGUACUUUGUCACAAGGUAUUCUGUAUCUCAGCCUACGGACAUACAUUCCUUUAUACCUAGUGUAGUUAUCUAUAAAUCGAAAACGGAAGAUGUACAGUCCCGGAUUACCCAUUAGGCAGAGUAGGCAUCUGCCUUAGGGCCCCGCGACUUUAGGUGUCCCAUGAGUGUGUGACGAAAUAAUUUGUUUAUGUACUUACUUAGACUAUUCUAAUGAUUUGGCAAUGCCAAAUAAUUUAUUACAUUAAUAUGUUUCGAUUUAUGGUAUAGCAUUCGCUUACCAGGUAACACACAUUUAUUAUUCGCAAACAUGUAUUGUUUUCUAAAAAUCUCCAUCUAAUACGUGUAAUGUCGUAUUAGAAUUACGGUAUUACAAUGACAUUUUUACCUAUAAAACGACAUUGUCUUGUCAGACUUGUCGCAGGUAGGCUUAUUUUAUUUUGGGUGUAAUCGAAUAGGCGCUGGCAUUGUAGUAGGCACUAGGCCGACCAGGGGCCCGGGACGUGGGCCCCAACAGUUUCACUUCAUAUGAGUCUCCACGGUGCUUAUUCGGCACUGAUGAUUUAGCCUCGAGUUCUGGUGCUUCUGUUACUUAAUUAUAUUUGUAAAAUACUAUUAAAACCAAUAUCUCUAUCUAUGCGAGUUAUUUGAAAACACCCGGUAACAUUUAGGAUAUAAUUAAAGCCGACGGUUUUCGCCUUUGUUUUUGAAAAUCGGCGCCCGAGUUUAAAUAGUAUGAGACGCGUUCUGAGAAAACGGGUCUGUGCGGAUUGCACAGGCUAAUUUGGGAUGACACUUUAAACACACGCAUUAAACCCCCUGUUCAAAGAGCAAGGUUCACUUAUUUGCAUAUGUAAUGCAUAUGCCGUUCAUGUUCACACACGUGUGGUCUUCCCAGGCCAUAUUGUGGUAUAGAAACAUCACCCAUGGGCUUUAUCAUCCUGAAGUGGAGUUGUCCGCAAAUAGUCGAUCUCAUUUUGUCCAACUUUGCUUGUCCAUACCACGGAUAGCUUCAACACAAAUAAUGUAAUAUAUGUAAUAUUCACAUUUCAAUCUCACCCACUCCACUGUUUGCAUUUGCUGAUCUGAUAAACCCCGCCUAACGUCAUGUCGGUAGGAGCUACCGUAUGUUUUGUAUGAAGCUUACGUUUUCCCUAAGAUGUUGAAUUCUUAUAAUGCUGUGAUGAACUUGUUUACAUUGAGCUUCUUCUUCUGUGAAAAUUUGGCUAAAUGAAUAUGCAUUAAUUGUUUAAUCAGGGACGACACUUUCCGCUUGUAUGGAAGUUUUUGUUUUAUAAGAAGUCCAUUCUGAACGAAAAUCCAGUGUAGGAUGAAGGUGUCGUCCCUGAUAUCCAUAUGCGGACUGCACCUGCUAUUCUGGGAUGACACUAUGCACAUGCAUUAAGCCCCGUUUUCCCAGGAUAAGGCUCUCUUGUUGUUUUUUAUAUAAUUUUUGUACCCGCGAUAUUUCAAUUUGUAUUUUCGUUAGUGUUUACCUGUCAUAAAACGUACACACAGUGA